CCCUGUGAGCAGCGUGAGCAGCCAGGGCUGGCCCUGGUCCCCUCCCCGUGUCCUCUGCUGUCACCCGGAGAGCCUGCUCUGGAAAUCCCCCCCAGCUGCCCCCACCUCCUCUCGCUGAGCGCCGCAGCUCCUGCCCCCUGCUCGGGCUCUGAGGAUGCCCAGGAGAGCAGGCGGCUGCUGGGAUCCUAGAGAGAGACCUGGAAUCCACUGACCCUUGGACCACUGGAGCAGUGAGAUGUCCUCUUCCAACAGGACUGGGUCCAGCCCCCUGGCCUUCAUCCUCACAGGCAUUCCCGGGGUGGCAGUGAGCAGCCUCUGGGUGGCCCUGCCCCUGUGCUGCCUGUACCUGCUCAUGCUGCUGGGGAACUGCUGCCUGCUCUGGGCCAUCAGGGCAGAGCACGCCCUGCACGCCCCCAUGUACCAGCUCCUGUCCAUGCUGGCCCUGGCAGACCUGGGGCUGUCCCUCUGCACCCUGCCCACCGUGCUGGCCGUGUUCUGCGUCCCGGCCACCUCGCUCCCCUUCCAGGCCUGCCUUGCCCAGAUGUACUUCAUCCACACCUUCUCGGCCAUUGAGUCCGGGGUCCUGGUGGCCAUGGCCUUCGACCGCUUCGUGGCCAUCUGCCACCCCCUGCGCUACGGCUCCGUGCUGAGCGGCUCCCUGGUGGCCAGGGCAGGGGUGCUGAUCGUCCUGCGGGGCACCUGCCUGGUGCUGCCCGUCGCUGCCCUCAUGGCAAGGAUGCCGUUCUGCAGGGCCCGCGUUCUGUCCCACUCCUUCUGCCUGCACCAGGACAUGCUGAGGCUGGCGUGCGGGGACGUGCGGCCCAGCAGCUGGUACGGGCUGAGCGCCGUGAUCCUCACCAAGGGCCUGGACUCACUGGCCAUCCUCCUGUCCUACGUGCUCAUCCUCAGGGCCAUCCUGGGCACCAUCUCCCCGGGGGCGCGAGCCAAAGCCUUCAGCACCUGCAUCUGCCACCUCUGCGCCGUCCUGCUCUUCUACAUCCCACUCAUCAGCCUGUCCGUCAUCCACAGACUGGUUGCUCAUGGGCAAUACCUCUCCUGGAGAAAAUCCCUUGUGUUCCUUCCCAUCCCUGUCACCUCUCUGCAGCACGGCUCUGCUCCUCUCCACAGAGGGAUGGGUUAUGACAAUCCACACUAUCCCCCUCCCGUUUUGGGAUGCUCCACUCUCCGAAGGGCUGCGAGAGGCCAGAGCUGGUGUGGCCUUGUGGCAAAGCUGCCCUCCCUGCAGGCAGAGGAGAGACAAGGCUGCUGGGAGCAGGCUUUCACUGGAAUUCACUGCCAAGAUGGGGUUUGGUCUCUGCAGAAAUACAGACAGUGUUACCAGACUUGUGUUUUUAUUUGCAAUAUCCCUGUUCAGUCCAGGAUAUGAGACCGUCAGUUCCCAGAGUUGUGUGACCCUCUGAGACUCCUUAGCCUUCAUUGUACAGCCAAUGUGAGCCACAUCUUUGCAGUUAGGGAGACAAGAACUCGCCUGUGGACACAAACCCAGAAAUCUGAGUACCUGGGACACAAACCCAGAAACGUGACUGUGGUGUCCUUGAGGGGUCUGCAAGGGGAGUGUGUGGUUUUUCCUGACUCAUGAUACCAUCUCAGCCUAUAACCCUUCUGGGAACAUCAGGAAAAUCCCUCCCGCCUCCGAGGUUAUGAUCCCAAUGAGGACAGGCUCCUCUGAGUGGAGCUCCAGGGUACCCUGGGUAUGCAGUGCCAUCCAAAGGCGUCCUGUGAUGUGUGGGGUGGUUGUGCACAGCCACAGUCCCUUAGGCACACUCGAGAUGCACAGGUGACAUGUUUCACACCUGGGCUGCUGGGCUGCCCCUCUCAGAGCACCCAGUAGUCACUGAGGAGCCUCCACCCCAUCCCCAGGCAAUCCCUCCUGACUAACCACACCUGGAAUUGUGUAAAAUA
Molecule: messenger RNA, 1923 nt
Organism: Corvus hawaiiensis (hawaiian crow)
Lineage: Eukaryota; Metazoa; Chordata; Aves; Passeriformes; Corvidae
Product: olfactory receptor 51G2-like
Exons: 4
Coding region: 236-1387 (383 amino acids)
Biological process (GO): G protein-coupled receptor signaling pathway
Cellular component (GO): membrane
Molecular function (GO): G protein-coupled receptor activity; olfactory receptor activity
Source: RefSeq, a predicted model, not a curated record